ACCAAUCACAACAUCAUCCCCAUUACAAUCAACCACUGUGCCUCCAACCACAAUGGCAAUGAGAACUACAGUAGAAAUGACAACUGAUUCACCUUCCACCAUAGAACCAAUCACAACAACUCCAGUAGAAACAGCAACUACUUUACCUUCAACCACAGAACUCACAACAUCAUCCCCAGUACAAACAAGCACUGUGCCUCCAACCACAAUGCCAAUCAGAACUACAGUAGAAACAACAACUGCUUCACCUUCAACCACAGAGCCAAUCACAACAACUCCAGUACAAACAACAAUUGCUUUACCUUCAACCACAGAAGAAAUCACAGUAUCAUCCCCAAUACAAUCAAGCAGUGUGCCUCCAACCACAAUGCCAAUCAAAACUACAGUAGAAACAACAACUCCUUCACCUUCAACCACAGAACCAAUCACAACUCCAGUACAAACAGCAACUACUUUACCUUCAACCACAGAAGAAAUCACAUCAUCCCCAGUACAAACAAGCACUGUGCCUCCAACCACAAUACCAAUCAGAACUACAGUAGAAAUAACAACUGCUUCACCUUCAACCACAGAAGCAAUCACAACAACUCCAGUACAAACAGCAACUACUUUACCUUCAACCACGGAAGAAAUCACAUCAUCCCCAGUACAAACAACUACUGUGCUUCCAACCACAGUACCAAUCACAAGAACUCCAGUACAAACUACUUCACCUUCAACCACAGAACAAAUCACAUCAUCCCCAGUACAAUCAACCACUGUGCCUCCAACCACAAUGGCAAUCAUAACUACAGUAGAAACAACAACUGAUUCAGCUUCCACCAUAGAACCAAUCACAAGUCCAGUACAAACAGCAACUACUUUACCUUCAACCACAGAAGAAAUCACAACAUCAUCCCCAGUACAAACAAGCACUGUGCCUCCAACCACAAUACCAAUCAGAGCUACAGUAGAAACAACAACUGCUUCACCUUCAACCACAGAACCAAUCACAACAGCUCCAGUACAAACAGAAACUUCUAUACCUUCAACCACAGAAGAAAUCACAUCAUCCCCAGUACAAACAACUACUGUGCUUCCUACCACAGUACCAGUCACAAGAACUCCAGUACAAACUACUUCACCUUCAACCACAGACCAAAUCACAUCAUCCCCAGUACAAUCAACCACUGUGCCUCCAACCACAAUGCCAAUCACAACUACAGUAGAAACGUCUACUUUACCUUCCACCAUAGAACCAAUCACAACAAGUCCAGUACAAACAGCAACUAUUUUACCUUCAACCACAGAAGAAAUCACAACAUCAUCCCCAGUACAAACAACCACUGUGUCUCCAACCACAAUGCCAAUCACAACAACUAUAGUAGAAACAUCUACUUCACCUUCAACCACAGAACCAAUCACAAAAACUCCAGUACAAACAACUACUUCACCUUCAACCACAGAACCAAUCACAACAUCAUCCCCAUUACAAUUAACCACUGUGCCUCCAACCACAAUGGCAAUGAGAACUACAGUAGAAACAACAACUGAUUCACCUUCCACCAUAGAACCAAUCACAACAACUCCAGUACAAACAGCAACUACUUUACCUUCAACCACAGAAGAACUCACAACAUCAUCCCCAGUACAAACAAGCACUGUGCCUCCAACCACAAUGCCAAUCAGAACUACAGUAGAAACAACAACUGCUUCACCUUCAACCACAGAGCCAAUCACAACAACUCCAGUACAAACAACAAUUGCUUUACCUUCAACCACAGAAGAAAUCACAAUAUCAUCCCCAGUACAAACAAGCACUGUGCCUCCAACCACAAUGGUAAUGAGAACUACAGUAGAAACAACAACUGAUUCACCUUCCACUAUAGAACCAAUCACAACAACUCCAGUACAAACAGCAACUACUUUACCUUCAACCACAGAAGAAAUCACGACAUUAUCCCCAAUGCAAUCAAGCAGUGUGCCUCCAACCACAAUGCCAAUCAGAACUACAGUAGAAACAACAACUCCUUCACCUUCAACCACAGAAGCAAUCACAACAACUCCAGUACAAACAGCAACUACUUUAUCUUCAACCACAGAACCAAUCAUAACAACUCCAAUACAAGCAACAAUUGCUUUACCUUCAGGUGCAGUGUCAAUAACAAUUCCAGUACAAACAGCAACUACUUUACCUUCAACCACAGAAGAAAUCACAACAUCAUCCCCAGUACAAACAAGCACUGUGCCUCCAACCACAAUGCCAAUCAGAACUACAGUAGAAACAACAACUGCUUCAUCUUCAACCACAGUACCAAUCACAACAACUCCAGUACAAACAACAACUGCUUCACCUUCAACCACCGUUCCAAGCACAAUAUUAAUGAAAAUGAUGACAGGCUCAUCCACAAAGCGGACAUUUGAAAUUUUAACGACAGUUUCUAGAAUCACAACCGUCAACCCAAACACAACAUCUGCAAUAUCCCCAAAAAUGACAAUGUCAACAACACCAUUAGUGACACCCAAAAUGACAGCAACCCCAUCCACAAUAGCUCCAAGAACAACAACAUUAACGACAGCAUCAAUGACAACUAUAAUGACAACCCCACAGGCCCCAAUAACAGCAAUGUCAUCAAUUAGAAAUGUCAACCGAGUCAGAAUAUCAUCCCCAAUGGCUCCAACAAUGACACCAUCAACGACACCAUCAAUGACACCCAUAAUGACAACAUCUGCAAUGGCCCCAACAACUGAAUUGCCAAUGACACCAUCAACAACCACACCCACGACCCCGACGACCACAUCAACAACAGCUUUAAGAACAAUGUCAUCGACUUCAUCAACCAACACUACUACUGAACCAACCAUGACACCCACAAUGACGACAAUCACAUCCACACCAAUUUCAACAACUACUUCUACCACACCAACCACAACAAAUUCCACAGUGUCCCAACAAUGACAACAUCAACACCAUCAACGACACCCACAAUGACAACAACCAUAUCUACAAUGGCCCCAACAACAGCAUCAACGACACUCAUAAUGAUAACAACCACAAAGGCCCUUACAACAGCAAUGUCAACGACAGUACCAAAAACGACAACUCUCAACCCAAACAGAAUGACAACAUCCACAAUGGGCCGAACAAUGACAUCAAGGACAGUGAUAACCACAUCCGCAACGGCCCUAACAACAAUUUCAAUGACAACAUCAACAACCACCCCUACUGAACCAACCACAAGGACACCCACAAUGAUGACAACCACACCGAUCCCAAACAACCACUUCUACCAUACCAACCACAGCAAUAACCACAUCCAAAAUGGCCUCAAAAACAACAACGGCACCAUCAACGACAGCCACAAUCCACAAUGGCGCCAACAACAGAAACAUGAAUGACAGCAUCAGCAAACACAACUGUAACACAACGGCAACAUCCACAAUGUCCCCUACAAUGAAAAUGUCAACGACACAUCAAAAAGGACACCCAGAAUUACGACAACCACAUUCAAAAUGGCCCCAACAAUGACACCAUCAACAACCACUGCUACCCUACCAACCACAACUUUGACAACCACAUCCACAAUGGCUCCAACAACAUUAACGAAAGUAUCAACAUCACCCAUAAUGACAACCACAUAGGCCCCAACAAUGGCAAGAACAACACCCAUAACAACAACCACAUCCAAACUACUUCUACCACACCAACCACAUCCGCAAUGUCCCCAAAAAUGACACCAAUAACAUCAACAAUCACCAAUACCAAACCAAACUCAACAAUACCCACAACAAUGACAACCAAAUCUACAAUAUCCCAGACAACAUCAAUGGCCACAACAACCACAAAUGUCAAACCACCCACAAUACUGACAACUAUACCCCUAUUGACACCGAUGGUACAACCACCAUCCACUACUUCAGCAGCAUCCACAACUGCACCCUUAACAACAACAGCAUCAACAAACACCACUGUCAUACCAACCACACUGAUAGUCUCAUCAUCAACAACACCUCUAAUGUCAAUAUUCUCAACAACCACUACUUUAACAACAACCACAAUGGCCACAACAACAUCAAUCACCACCAUUGUCAAAUCAACCACAACACUCACAAUAACACCUGUAAUGUCAACUCCGGUACAAACAACAAUGUCUGUACCUCCGUCCACAGUGCGAAUCACAACAAGAACAAACAACAGCCACCACUUUAACCCUAACCACAGUGCCACUCACAACAACUCCAGCACAAAUAAGAACUACCACCUUAGCUCCAACUGUAAUGCCAUCCACGACAGCAUCUUAAAUACAAACAACCACCAUAUUAACUCUAACCUCAGAGCCAAUCAUGGUGGAAAAUCUGACAUGUACAACCACCACACAAUUCCUGCACAAACAACUGCUUUAACCACAAUACCAAUCACAAUGGCAAUUCCGGCACCCACAACAACCACCACUUUAACUCCAACCACAGUAUUAACUCUGGUACAAACAACCACCAGUUUAAAUCCAUCCACAGUACAAAACUCAAAAACACUCUCAAUUAUGUCCUCUAAGCCCACAAAAAAUAACUCUACUUCUGCAAAACAUCUGCAAAACUUCGAGCUCUUUCAGUCUGGAAUGUUUCCUAAUAAAACCGCAAUUUAAGACUUCUUAGAGCAGGUAUGGUGAUUUUGCUAUUUCAUAAGUGGGUUUGGGAGAGGAAACCUACACUUCAUUAUACUUUAAAAUUUUAAAUUAAAAAUGUAAUCAAAUUUUAAUUUGAUUAAAUCGGGGCAGCAUGGUGGUGCAAUGGUUAGCACUAUAGUCUUCUGUCAAGUUCCAUGUGCAGAGUUUGCAUGCUCUCUAUGUGACGUCAUGGGAUUUCCUCUGGGUACUAUGGUCCCCCCCCACCUGUCCAAAAAUACACUGAGGGCAAUUGGAGUUACCUAAUUGUCUGUAGGUGUGCUUGUGUGAGUGAAUGGUGUGAUAGUGUGCCCUGAUAUGAGUUGGUGACCUAUCCUGGGUUGUUCCCUGCCCUGUGCCUGUAGUUUCUGGGAUUGGCUGAAGACCCCACAUGACCCUGAAUAGGACAAGCAAUUACAAAAAAAUGGAUGGGUGGAAUUUGAUUAAAUCUUUACACAUUACUCAUUUGAAUAAUCAGUGUAUGUACUUCAUAUAAUUCAAUAGCAUAGUUGCAUAGUUUAAUAGUUUCUUUAUCUUCUUUAUUUUAGGAAGGUGCCAAUAGUAUGGAAGAUAUUUUGUAAAUAAUUAUACUGUUAUAUGUUAGUUGUGGUUGACAAUGUGAGCAGUACUUUAGCCUCACACAUCCAAGGAUGUAGCUUCACUUUCCACCGUGGACUCAUCCUUUGGAGUUUGCAUGUUCUCCCAUUUGUGUGUGAGUCUGUGCCCAAAUAUAAACCCUGUGUUUCCUAUAGGAGAGUUUCCAGACUCAGUGACUCCAAUAGGCAGUUAAUGAAAAUAGAUAUAUGGAUAUUUAAUUGUAUCAUUGUAAACAAUUAGUUUAAUAUUCAGAAAAUUAUUUAUGUUCAUUACAGCUACAGUUGAGUCUUCAACGAAGUUUUGGUGGCCCUGCACGAUUUACUUUGAAAGACAUACAACCAAUUUUUGCCCAAGGAUACUCCUGCAAUAAUGUUUUGAUUCCAAUUUAAAUAUUGAAACUCAUGUAAAUAAACGGGUACAGUCUGACUUUUAUCAACUGACAGAUAUUGCAAAGGAUAGCAUUUUUUGAAGAUACUUAACAAGUCAUACAUGCUUUUGUUACAUCUGACCUGGACCAUUGUAAUACCUCAUUUGCCACACAAACUUCCAUUGGUACUGAACGUUCAAGCCAGACUUCGAACAAGAUCAAACGUCUGUGAGCAUAUUACUCCAAUUUUUGCAUCGCUUCCCUGGGUACCAGUUCAACUGAGACCUUAUUAAUAGGUUUAUUGAUCACUUUUAAGACUUUGCAUGGUUGCAUGUGUAUCUGAAUUGCUAGUAUCCAUAAAGCAUUUUCUUUGAUGGCUUCAAGACGUUGAAACAGCUCACCUCCAAGCAUUAGAUCAACUGACUCAUUAACCAUUUUUAAGUCUCAUUUAAAAACAAACUUUAAUUGAUCAGCUUUUGCAGAUGCAUUUAUUUCCUUAUUUUUCUUAAUGUGUUUAUAGAAUGAUUUCAUAAAUUUUAUUUUCCUUAUACUUCCUAUUUUGUCCUUUUAUUUGAAUGUUUCAUUUAUUUUAUUCCUCUGUUGGUUCUGCCUGUUGUUAUGUGAAUCACUUAGUGCUGCCUGGCUUAUUAUUAUUAUCAUCAUUAUUUUGGACUCCUAAUAAUAAUAUUAUUGUCAUUUUUUAAAAUGAAAAGAUAUUCAUAUAGGGGCAUGGUGGUGCAGUGGUUAGCACUGUUGCCUAACACCUCUGGGACCCGGGUUCGAGUUUGCAUGUUCUCCCCAUGUCGUCGUGGGGUUUCCUCCGGGUACUCCGGUUUCCCCCCACAGUCCAAGAACAUGCUGAGGCUAAUUGGAGUUACUAAAUUGCCCAUAGAAGUGCAUGUGUGAGUGAAUGGUGUGUGAGUGUGCCCUGAGAUAGGCUAGCCCCCCAUCCUGGGUUGUUCCCUGCCUCGUGCCCAUUGCUUCUGGCAUAGGCUCCGGACCCCCGCGACCCAGUAGGAUAAGCGGUUUGGAAAAUGGAUGGAUGGAUGGAUGGGUCUCUCCUGUUGUCCUUUUGGUCCCCGAUCUGGUCUCUGCCGGUUCCUUGCCCAUAUUAAACCUACUUCACCAUUCUUGAAAAUCAAAGCUUAUUCUUUGGCUGUGAAAAGAAUAUUAUCCAGACUUUCCCAUUUUGUUGACAGAGAAAGAACAUGUUCAGAUUUCCUCUAUUUUUAGGAUGUCUCUCUUUAGCAUUCGGACAACAACACACAAUGGGUUCUUUGGCUACAAGAGGCACCGUAAUAACCUCAGAGACCAUGACAGACAGAAGCACAACAACUGCAACAACAGAUUCAACUCUUCCAUCAUCCGUCUCAUUCUUUUCCACAUCAGUAACUACAGUGGAGUCUCUUAAACCCCAGAAACCUCAGAUUGGUAUGGAGACAUAGUCACUGUGCAUAAAAUGUGUCCUAAUUGAAAAUUUAUUUGUUAGUAGUAUAAUGCCUGUCCUGCUCCCAAAACAGUUGCAAGUGUAGCAGCUACUCUUCAGUCUAAAAUUAGCCUUAAUGAAGAAAUAUUACAAGGUUACAUCAAUCAGGUAGCUGUAUUUAUAUACUUUUGUAUAAAGAUGUCACUCAGAUCUAUAUGGCAAACAAAGCAGGCGCAAUCAGCUGGGGACCCUAGAAACUACAGAGAUCUGCAAUUUAUUGUAUAUUGCACAAUUUUAUAAAAGCAUAUUAUCACAUUUUGAGUUAUGAGUAUAAUAUCUUAAUAUAUUUAUAAUAAUUGAAGAGCAAAACUCCCUUAGUCCAAGGGAUACAUGAACAGAGUAAGUUCAUAAUUAAGUACCAUUUCUGUGGACUUAGUGAGUUUUGGAAAUUUUGCAAAAGCUCUUCCUUGCAUUAAGGUCUGACCCGCCCCUUAUAGGUGAGAUAGGGGAAUCACCCAGGCCACCAUUUGAUUAGAGGGUGCAAAACAGUGAGUAAAAAAAAAUCAUAAGAAGUACAUGUGACUCUGUUCCAUGGAAUUACAGUUAAUAUUUCACUAAUCAUUACUGUUCAUGUGAAGCAGACUUGAGCUAGCUAGUUAGCAGACAGAUACCCUAUACUACUGAAAUGCUUUUAAUAUAAAUGAAUUGACAAAAUUUGUCUUGUGUGGGGGUUGGUCAAAAGAAUUCCACCUAGGGUGCCAGAACACCCAGGGCUGACCCAGCUUGGAUUACUUGAAGAUUGAGUGAGUUUUGAUCCCCUACGUCACCGGCAGUCUGAUCUCAAAAACAACAAAACUGGACUGACUGCAGGAGAGGCUAUGGAUGCUUUGGAACAAAGAUAUCAGCAUUGCUCUGAAAGGUCUAAGACUAGCUGUAAAUCUUAGUUACACCCCCUGUUCUUAUGAUCGUGAUCUUUUAAAAAUAUUUCGCAUUGCCCAUACGAGCCUGGUUCUGUUAACUGAGAAAUUUAAUUAAACGUCAGAUCUAGACUUCAAAUGUUACAAAAUAUUAUAUAUAACUUUGUGUAUAUUAUAUGUAUGGUUUUCAUAAUAGUACGCGUACGUGAAUAAAAUAACUGGUAAAAAAAAAUUCAGUGCUACAAUGUAAAUCCAUAUGCAUUAUUAAGCAGAAAAUAAUUAACUUAGAAUUAUUUGAUUGGAAGCUGAUAAUUUAAAAAUCCUGUUUAAGUGCACUUGGUUUUGCAAAUGUAUAUAUGUUUAUUGUCCACUAGGCAUGUGCUACUAAUUAGCCUGAAAUGAUAAACAUUAAAGAAAUGGGGUGGAACGGUAA
Brienomyrus brachyistius is the source of this 8380-nucleotide messenger RNA. Its product is annotated as mucin-2-like. The transcript is spliced from 3 exons. The record is from RefSeq and is a predicted model, not a curated record. Bases 3699 to 4622 code for a protein of 307 amino acids. NCBI's taxonomy places the organism in Eukaryota, Metazoa, Chordata, Actinopteri, Osteoglossiformes, Mormyridae.